Raphanus sativus (radish) is the source of this 2924-nucleotide messenger RNA. RefSeq lists its product as uncharacterized. The record is from RefSeq and is a predicted model, not a curated record. The transcript is spliced from 3 exons. The coding region runs from base 1723 to 2562 and encodes 279 amino acids. Lineage: Eukaryota; Viridiplantae; Streptophyta; Magnoliopsida; Brassicales; Brassicaceae.
AUGUUGAUGGGCCGAAAGCUGUUGUUCGAUGGGCCUUGUGGAGGGAUGUUAAAUCCGUCUCCAACAGUAAGCCCCCCCCCCACUCCAUUGGUGAGAUGUGGUAAAUGUCGCGCGAUGGGUAGUAAGGUUCUGGUUCUGAGAAUAACAGGUUCGACGCUGGUUCGUUUUUAGAGUGCGUUUCGUUCUUUUGACUUCGGUGACUAACCAUUUACAAAGGAGUGGCCGAUCGGCGUUUGGAGUUCAGGGCGAUCGAUCAGUCGGUCGUGCGGCAGGACGUCGUGUGCUGGAGUCGAUCGAUCGAUCCCAUCCCAUAGAAAACGGCCGUCGUAUCUGGUUCCCGGUGACCGAUCGGUCUUCUUGUCGUGCGGAGGUGCGUGCUGACCGAUCGAUAGUUGUUGCGGCGCUUGUUAAACUUUGAUCGGUCGUCUUUGGUUUUCUUUUCGAACGAGCUGCCUUCGUGCGUCGAUCGAUCCGCCAGAUCGGUGUUCGGAGUUCAGGGCGAUCGAUCAGUCCCAUCCCAUAGAAAACGGCCGUCGUAUCUGGUUCCCGGUGACCGAUCGGUCUUCUCGUCGUGCGGAGGUGCGUGCUGACCGAUCGAUAGUUGUUGCGGCGCUUGUUAAACUUCGAUCGGUCGUCUUUGGUUUUCUUUUCGAACGAGCUGCCUUCGUGCGUUGAUCGAUCCGCUAUUCGCCCAACCAAAGAACGGUCUAACCGGUUUCACAUUGGGAUUGAGAGAGAUGAUUCCGGUUCGACGUCUGAAUUUAAAUAUCCAAUCGCUGUAAACCGAUCUAAACCGGGUUUCUUCAUUUGUCCGUCGGACAAAAUGGUUGAUCCACUCUCGGGGCGCAGGUCUUUUACUAUAAAUAGGGGAGCUCUUGUUUUUUUUUUCUUUUUUUUCUUCACUUUCCCCCUCCCUUUCUCUUUCUCCUCUUCUUUUUCUUUCCUUUUCGCCCUAGGGCUCCUCGCGGCGAUCGCCCCCUUCUUGCUCCUUCUUCGAUUUUUUUUUUUUUUUUUUUGUCUUCGGGCGUUCGCACUAGCUCGAAAUCGAUCGGUGUGUGGGCGAUGGUAUCGGAUCGAUCGGAAUCAUCCGAGUCCGAGAGAGAUGGGGAGGUUCAGAUCGACGAGAGGGACCAUCCUUGUGAUCCCAAGCCAUCGAUCGGCGUUGAGAUCCGAGGCUUCGAUCGGAUCCUUGGCGCUGAGGAUUUCGCCCAAGGUGGUGGGAGCGGAGUCUGUUCGUCGGUCGACGGUCUCGUAUCCGGCGGGAAGGUUGGGAGAGCUGCUGUGAGGAUGGAGAUUGGAGGAAACGAGUCCGUUGCGAGUUACGGGAUCUCAGGUAGAGAUAUCGGCGGUCGUUCGAGCGCUUCUAAUGAAAAGAUUUGUCGAUUGACUCCAUUCGUUUGCAGUGGUCUUGAAGGAGCGAUCGCACAGCUCCGUGAUUUGUCCCCGGAGUUGGCUCGGCCAUCGGUGGUGGAGGGACAGGUCUGGGAUGACGUUCGGCCGACCGAAUCAACUUUCAAGAGUGUGUCUUCACUGUUGAGAGAAUGUCGAGCGCGUGGUGUUGAGUUUAUCAUCCCGCAGCCCGACCAGCGUCCUUGGGCUCCACCAAUGGGUUAUUGUUGCGUUUAUGAGUCGUUCUUCCAGAAAGAUUAGAAGCUGUGGUUCCCGAUCCCACGCUUGGUCACUUCUUACUGCGCGCGCCGGGAUAUAGCUUUAACUCAGCUGAUGGUUGGGAUCGUGAGGAUCGCUGUCGCACUGAUGGUAAUGGCUGCAGAGAUCGAUGUGUCGAUGUCUGUCCGUAUUUUCGAAGAGUUGACGCAGCCACAACCGAAACCGCACGGUUUUCUAUCGAUGCAGAUGCGCACCGGGGUUAACGUCUUGACUGGUCAUCCUGGGACGAAGUCUUGGCAACGCUCGUAUUUUUAUGUCAGAGCUAACGGUGCUGCCUUUGAAGUUCCUCCAACCGAAAGCUCUCGUGUUUUGUGGAAUCCCAAAAUUGUUGCUCACCCGAACAUCGCCAGUCCUCAGGAUGAUUUCUGGAACGAUCUUCUAAAGGUCAUGGUGCUUGAGGAGCAAGAAUGGGCGAGCUUCGAUCGUCAAAGGGUCGAUCGCCAGCGCGAACGUAUCGCAAGAGCUGAUUGGUCGAUGGACGUUCCGUGCUUGGUAGGACCCGGAAAAAGGCUAAAGCUUCCACUUAUGGGGAAGGCUCCGAAAGCGUGCCCAAGUUACGGUGAGAUUCUUCGCGCCCAAUUGAGGGGGAAGAGCUUUGGUUCUACGUCUGUGCCCGAGAAGAAGGAAGCUGAGCUUCAGGGGUCGCUGGUAGGAGUGACGACGACUGUUUCUACCGAUCCGCUGGUCGAGGGUGCAAACGACGGGCAGAGUACUCCAUCGAGCUCGUCCGCCCAGUGUCCCUUCUUGAGAUCGAGGCGUUUCUUAAUUCCCGCGAUGAUCGUCUUGUUGGUGGCUUCUGCUUGGCCGUUGCUUUGUGGAUUUCUGGGCGUUGAUGUGUUCAAGCGAAUCCCCCAUCGUUCCAAAAAGCCACGAAAGUCUCCUGAGAUGAACUGAGAACCGUUGUCGGUGACGAUUUCGUAGGGAAGACCAUGCCGACAGAUGAUGUUCUUCCACACGAAGUUUUGCACUUCUUUAUCGGUGAUGUUGACGAGCGCCUUCGCUUCUACCCACUUGGUGAAAUAAUCCGUCAUGAUUAGGAUGUAUUUUCGUUGUCUGGAGCUUGGCAUCGGUCCGACAAGAUCCAUCGCCCAACGCAUGAACGGGUAUGGAGCUGUAGAGGUUUGCAGCAGUUCGGUCGGACAGUGUAUGUCUGAUGCGUGUCGUUGGCACUUAUCACACCGACGUGCGUAAUUGUCGCAGUCGGCGAUCAUUGUCGGCAAGUAGAAUCCAUCUUUCUUAACUUUAAGAGCUAAAGA